CCCAAAAGUCGUUUUGUGUUUGCAUCAAAAUUAGGUUUUUGUUUCUUUCGAUACAAAAUAUUCAUUUAUUUAUGUGUAACUAUUUUGCAAAUUUUGUAUUUUUUAACACUUCCGGUAAUCUGUAUUAUUAUACUCUUAAAUCGUUUGACAAAAUUGCUAUAGUUCUAUAGUACGUAGCUUACGGUGUAUAAAAUGAAUAAUUCUGCUGCCAAAACCACUUCACAGGUGGGUGAGAUAUUCCGAGAAGCUGGGACCGCCUUCAAUAAAUUGUCAGAAAUGACAAUGCUUCUGCAUCCUGUAGGAGAUUCACAACCUGGUGGCAAGUGGACUGAAGAAGAGAUUGAAAUGCUCCGCAUGUGUGUGCAUCGGUUUGCUGUGGAUUUGAAUAAACUAAGUCAGCAUAUAAAAACUAGAACAGUAUCACAAAUUCGCACAACAUUAAAGAAGAAAGCGUUCGAGGAUGCAGGUAUACCCGUUAGGCAGCAGGUAAGCAGUACGCUGGCAACACAAGUGCAGCUACCAAAGGUAGUCUCACCACCCUGCGUCGUCAACCAACAGAGCGUUAUAGGAAAGAACGCCGAGGUAACAUUAAACAUGUUGAAUGCUUCGGAGAAUGAAGUUGAUGUGGAAGGCCUCACGAAUGAUGUCAAGUUGGAGUUUGAAACCAGCAACGACGAUGUGGCUGCAUGAAACUUGUACAGUUUCUCUUAUUUCUAACUACUUAUUAUUUAGUGUCGCAUAAGGCUUAAGGUAUGGUAUUAGUCAUUAAAAGUAUUUUCAAUUCAAUUUUGCCAUUAUCUGAUACCUAUAAUGAACGAACCUUAAGAAUAUGAGUAUAUAAACCAGAAGGUCCAAAUCAUAUUGGUCAAAACUCUGUUACCUCACAUCCUUUAUAAACCUUUUGUAAUCAAACAUUUUAUUAAAUGAAAAAUGAAAAAGUAAAUUACCAGCUGAGCGAAUUGUUGUUGUAAUGAUAUUAAUAGAUAUUAAUACCUCGAUUGUGGGAAGACACAAUGAUGAUAAAAACCGCUUGGGGAUUGAUGGGUUAAUAAUAAAAUGUUUAAAUUUUAUU
This is a messenger RNA of Aricia agestis (brown argus), 1072 nucleotides long. Its product is annotated as chromatin complexes subunit BAP18-like. The transcript has 5 exons. The record is from RefSeq and is a predicted model, not a curated record. NCBI's taxonomy places the organism in Eukaryota, Metazoa, Arthropoda, Insecta, Lepidoptera, Lycaenidae. Bases 193 to 690 code for a protein of 165 amino acids. Gene Ontology annotation, cellular component: NURF complex; MLL1 complex.